GCUGCCUGUACAAAUCACACAGCCCUGAUAUUGUUCAGAUAAUCCCCUGAAAAACGAUCCCUUUCUUGCCAUUGCCUAAACAGGAGCGCGUGGGCAGGGCCAGCCCCAAUCCCGAGACUCUUAUCUGUCGUCACAGCAACAGACCCCCAGAAUCAGGACGGCGUUUUCUGGGGGCAGGGGCGUGGGCUGGCACGUGUGGGACUUGUCCUGCUGCUCAGCAGGAAGGUUGCCCCCUCAGGCAGUGGCAGCCGCCGGCUCACUGCGCUCGCAGCGCGCCUGUGCCUUUAAGAGUGGCCCCUCGCCGGCACCUCCUGUAGAGCAGUGGGGAGGCGGAUCGCUCCCUGCCUUUCUUCUGCCUCAGUUGCUUCAGAGAGAUUUCUGUCAACAAAUCCUGCCUGACUGCCAGCGUCCAUCCGGCUUGUCUCUGCCAGUGCUGCGUCUCCUGGGACUUCACACUGCUCACCUGCGCUACCUCACCGCCCCUCACCAUCUCAGACCCCUGUCAUCAUGGAUGCCAACUUCAGCCUGAACCUGCUCCUCUGCCUCCUCUGUCUGCCCAUCCAGCUGUGCACCGGACAAGAGGCAGACUGUCCCUGCAACAUGAGCCACGGACGGUGUGACGAAAGCGGCGUGUGCAGAUGUGAUCCGGGCUGGGAGGGACCGCAGUGUGAGGACUGCGUGCGCAAGCCAGGCUGUGUCCACGGCUCCUGCCACCAGCCCUGGCAGUGCACAUGUGACAGUGGCUGGGCUGGACGUUUCUGCGACAAAGAUAUCUAUGUGUGCACCAAUGAGAAGCCCUGUCAGAAUGGAGGCACAUGUUUCACCGACGACAUGGGGGAGUAUGCCUGCUCCUGUCCUGAGGGCUUUCGGGGCAGGAACUGUGAGCUGAAGAUGGGCCCAUGUGAGAAGACCAGGUCUCCCUGUAAGAACGGCGGCUUGUGCGAAGAUGACCGAGGGUACGCCGCCCAGCUCAUGUGCCGCUGCCUAGCCGGGUUCUCGGGGCCCCGCUGUGAGGUGGAUGUGGACGACUGCGUACUGCAGCCCUGUGCCAACGGCGCCACCUGCCUGGACGGCGUCAACCGCUUCUCGUGCCUGUGCCCCCCUGGUUACACCGGUCGCUUCUGCACCGUCAAUGUGGACGACUGCGCCAGCCGGCCCUGUGCCAAUGGGGGUCGCUGCCUGGACCGAGUUGCCACUUUCCACUGUCACUGCCCCCCAGGUUUUGCAGGCAAGACUUGCGAGAUGCUCCUGCGGAAUCUCAAUGCUGAGGCAAACACACCCAGCUGGACCUCCCACGGGUGGGCCGGGACUGAGGGUGGGGUGACCCCACCCAGGCCCCACCUCACCGCUGCCAGCAAUGCCUCCAACUGGGCCACGGCUGACGGUGGGCAGCGGCUGCUGAAGAUUUCGGUGAAGGAAGUGGUGACCCAGAGGGGUGUGGCUCUCACAGAGGUGCAGCUCAUCACCUUGUUGGUGCUGGGGGGCAUGACUGUGGCAGUGGUGGGCAUGACGGCCGUGCUAGUGCUCAGGGGCCACUGGAGGGACCGCUCCACCCGCUAUAGCCCGCCCCCUGGCCGCCUUAUGCCCGCAGAGCGGGAGUGUAACAUCAGCUUCCUGCACAGCCCAACACUGCGGCUGGAGAAGAAACAGCUAAACACAGACGUGAUUUAGCCCCGAUGCAGCCGGCAAGCCGCCACCUACAAAUGCUUAUGGUCCUCUCGCCAGAGAAGACAAACAGGCUUUAGGGACACUGCUAUAUGAUCCAGAUGGCUGCAGGUAGCAUGCUGGUACAAGCCCCGGUGUGGGGACCUGCUGUUGUACUAUUGAGCAGGUUACUUAAUCUAACAUGCUCUAGUAAAACGUCCAGGCAUGCAAAUGGGCCGCUUUGGUUGAAAGUGUCAGCUAGACAGUGAAAUAAUGAUAUUAAUGGUAAAAAUAAUGGCCAUGCCCUCACCUGCACCUGGCCCACCCUUCUUGACUGAUGGAGGAGGGAGUACCAUGGCCAAAAAAACGUUCUUUAUGCUUCUGCAUAGAAGAAAUGGGGACAGUUGGACGUGAAACUCCAGAAAAUAGGAGCCGGACCCCAAAAGCGCUAGAGAUUCAGGAAAAUCCAUGAAGUGAAAUGUGAAAAUGUCUUUUUUUUUUUAUAAAUUGUAAAGAAUAUAUAUAGAGGAAGUCGAAUGUGAGAUUGGUUCUCCUCAGAUGGGACAUGGUAACUGCACUUCAUUUCAGAAGCAAUUCUAGGACAGUGUGUGAUCAAGCAGGGACUGCAAAGCCACGCCGAGUAUAAACAAGUUUCUCUGCUGUCACAGGCAAGCCAGUAACCUCAUUAACAAGACAGUAAUGUGCGCAUUACCAAUUAUAUCCACGGUCUGUCAAAUAUCCAAAUUGCUAAACAGGACCAGAGGAAGCAGCAGUAGAAAGUUAACAGCCAGUCCGCAGUUUAGGGUUAAAAGCUUCCAGAAAGAAAAAAAGUUGCCAGCCAAGAUUUAAUAUGUAUAUUAGUUGGUAGCUAAAGUUGUGUACUUAAAUUUCAGGUUUAUAAAUAGACCCCAUCAUAUGAAUCCAGACAAUUUAUAUAUAUAUAUAUAUAUAUAUAUAUUUUUUUUUUUAACCAGCGGUUUAUAUAUUCUUGUCUUGUGAAUUAUUUAAUGAAUUCAUUCAUGUUUUAUACAGCCAUUAAUGGAGAUGAGGACUGAUUGCACUUGUGGUGUGAUCCACUUCUGCCUGUGCAAACGGACCGAUGGCAAUUAAGUACAAACGAGUGUGGGGGUAUUUGUAGGGUCGGUCACAUGUCAAUCCGCAUGUCUGCAAUUGUCCACACUCCUGUUGUAGAUUUGCUAUGUUGUAUUUAAAUCGUAAAUGUAAUUUAUUGGCGUAAUUUAUUUGUGAGACUUGUUUAUGGAGUAUACUGCAGUGUGUCCUAUUUUUGAUACUGAAUGUGUUCAUUAUAACUGUGAACUGUGUGGGGUGGUGUCUGUGUCCACUGUUAAUUGGUAAACAGCAUGCCAUUUACAAGCUGAGCUAAGGCCCGAACUUUGUAUUAAUGGCUACUCUGUGAUGCAAGUUAACAGGUAUCUGCGAUGCACAGGUUAGCACUGCCCCCUAGUGGCGAAACAAUGAAUAAAAAUAAAACGUUGCGGGAGGGAUGCAAAUCCUGGGAAUUCAGAUAGCUGAAUUAUUUUAGUGCAUCCACGAGCCUGUUUGAUGUAUUACUUGAAGAGUAGGUUAUUAUAUGUCUUAUAUUUAUUUUUAUAUAUUUAAUAUAUAUUGUUAAACUUACCAUAGGUUGGCCUUUGACAUCACCUGGUAUAAACUCAAACCCGUGCGUAUGUAAGUGAUAAAAAGUAUGAAUGGAAAGUAGGAACAAAACAGCAUUCUCCACCAGUUGGUAGUGCAUUAUAAAUUUCCAAAAUCCCCAUGGAAAUUUAAUUUUUUUUUCCAUAAUUUCCCCACCGUUUGGCAACCCCAUACUGCAGGUCAGAUGACUCCCUAAGACUGACCCGGCAGACCCACUGCAUGGCCACUGUUAGCUCUCAGCCAAUCAAGAUUUACAAUAUUUCAAAUGAAGUGUAGGUAAGAAGCCAAAAUCCAGUGAUCCACAGGAAGUUGUUUGAACGGAUUCUUCUGUAUCCUGACAGGUGUCACUAAGCUGUAAAAUUACAACACAGGCAGGAGAUCAUGUUUCCCCUUUUCCCUGAUACAGGCUGAUCAGUUUAGACUAGAAGAUCACCCACCAGACACACUUAAAACUGGCCAUUCAGAAUACACCUGGUGCUAAAAUUGAUUUUUCUGUUGUCUUAUGGCUUCAGCUGCCAUUUAUUUACUUACAUUUUAUUGAUCAAACUAAUCACACAUGUUCAAAGCAACUUUCAGACCUCUAUAUGCCCAGUUCUCCUGAGUCACCCCUGGGCCUCCUAAGGAAACACCAGGGUGGCUGCAAGGGAAAUACAGGAUGUGUUAUCCUUUAUCAGACAUGUCUUUGAAUAUGAAAGCAGAAUUUUGAAACAUUCAAGCCGCACCACAACACCCCACCACCAAAAACCAAAAGCUUGUUAAGUCAGUAGGAAAUAAACUCUUCAUCAUUUCCAUAAACUUAGGAAUAAAAAGGGAAGAGGUCUCAAAUUAACCAGAAAAAACACAGGUAACCAAGAAUUAGCACCACCAACCAGGGUUUUGGAACUCAGGCUGUUGCUUGGCAACCAGGAAUUCACAGAACAUUAUCGGCACAAUAAACAUCUAGAUACUCUUCAUCUGUUGAAGCUAAAAACAGUCUUACCUUGUUACUCCACAUAGAUUCUCUGAAUAUGUCGCUGUUUCACCAUCAAUGUCCCUGUGCUGCAGUCUGGGAUUUCACCCUGAUCUUUUCACUCCUAGGGAUGAAAUCCGACCCUCACUCCCCCUAGCCUGACACUAUAUACAGCAUGGGAAAUGGCAUCAAACCUGGGAAUAACUGAAACAGGAGUCCCUCACUUCCUGUGGGGAAAAGCGGCUACCAGUCAUGACAUAUCAGCAAACUCAAAAUAACUUUUCUCCAUUCUUUAGAAAUCAAACUAUACUCGACUGGUAUGUAGUAGGUCUCAUUCUCACAUUCACACUGGUAAAUUUAUACUCAGCUGGCAAAGAAGAGAGCAAGACAAUAAGGUUGAAUACUGUUGUGAUAUGAUUUUAAAUCCAUUUCUGGAUCAAAGAAUUCCAGCUUUUAAUUCUACAUUUGCAAAGAUAUGUGGUGUUUAUCACAAAUUUAAUAAAGUGAUGCGUUUCAAA
This is a messenger RNA of Paramormyrops kingsleyae, 4767 nucleotides long. It is a transcript of the gene dlk2, whose product is annotated as delta-like 2 homolog (Drosophila). Gene Ontology annotation, molecular function: calcium ion binding. Gene Ontology annotation, cellular component: protein-containing complex; plasma membrane. The record is from RefSeq and is a predicted model, not a curated record. Lineage: Eukaryota; Metazoa; Chordata; Actinopteri; Osteoglossiformes; Mormyridae. Gene Ontology annotation, biological process: establishment or maintenance of epithelial cell apical/basal polarity; heterophilic cell-cell adhesion.